Messenger RNA from Seminavis robusta, 900 nucleotides. Lineage: Eukaryota; Bacillariophyta; Bacillariophyceae; Naviculales; Naviculaceae. The record is from the annotation of a GenBank genome assembly.
AUGCUUCUUAGGCUACUCCGCCGACCUUCCCCAACCACACCAACUGCUCAAAGGCACUCCCCAGGAUACCCAACACAGCACCCCUGCUCCAAGGCACCCCCCAGGCUCCACCCAGCAGCCCCACUGCUCACAGGCACUCCCCAGGACCCCCCACCAAGGCACCCCUGCCUCCAGGCACCCCCCAGACCCCACAAGGACCUCCCAACACCACCACUGCUCACAGGCACUCCCCAGGAUCCCCACACACACCCCUGCUCCAAGGCUUCCACCCAGGCUCCACCCAACAGCAACACUGUCCCCAGACACUCCUCAGAACCCCCACCACAGCAACACUCCUCCAACACUGCCCCCAGGCCCCCUACAGUACCACUGCUCUCAGGCACUCCCAAGGACCCACCUACAGCACCACCCACACGCAUCACAGCACCCACCAGAUACAAACAGCAGCACCCCUGCUCCAAGGCUCCACCCAGGCCCCACCCAACAACAACACUGUCCCCAGGCACCCCCCCAGACCCCCACCACAGCAACACUGCUCCAAGGCACUCCCCAGGACCCACCUAUACACCCCUGCUCCAAGGCACUCCAAGGACAUCCCACUGCCACCACUGCUCACAGGCACUCCCCAGGAAACCCCCACCACAGCAACACUGCUCCAAGACACUCCCCAGGACCCCACGACCUCCCAACACCACCACUCUCACAGGCACUCCCCAGAUCCCCACCACAGCACCCCUGCCUCCAAGGCUCCACCCAGGUUCCAACCAACAGCACCACUGCUUACAGGCACUCCCCAGGACCCCCACCACAGCAACACAGCUGCUACAAAGGCACUCCCCAGACCCCACCAGAACCUCCACCACCACGCCUCACAGGCAUUCCCCAGGAUCCCCACCAUAA